Messenger RNA from Hippocampus zosterae (dwarf seahorse), 3201 nucleotides. It is a transcript of the gene zc3h3, whose product is annotated as zinc finger CCCH-type containing 3. Gene Ontology annotation, cellular component: nucleus. The transcript has 13 exons. Bases 58 to 2676 code for a protein of 872 amino acids. Lineage: Eukaryota; Metazoa; Chordata; Actinopteri; Syngnathiformes; Syngnathidae. The record is from RefSeq and is a predicted model, not a curated record. Gene Ontology annotation, molecular function: metal ion binding.
ACAGCUUUUCUUUUUCGAACACCGGAAUUACAGGAAGAAGAAACAAGCGAGCUAAACAUGGAGCAGCGUGAAUCGUUGAAACGGCAAAUUGAGCUUCUUCAAAGUCUCAUCGAUCAGCAUAAGAGUGUCCAUGGCAACGCGCCGAGGCUUCCGGAGGUGGCAACAACAUCCGGAGGGAGGGGCCGCAGCGCCUCCGCGAUGAACCCGCCGAGCUCAUACGCUGGUCCGAGCCACGCUAGCUGGAGGAAGACUUACUCUCUCAAAAACAAGAACCCCGCGUCCACCGGCUCUAGCGCGGAACGCCAUUCGGACAGUCAGGUUUCAUCUCGCCGUGCGCCGCCACCCGCCAUCCCCGGUGAAAAAUGUGGCACAUCCGAGCCUUCCGCCUCAUCGUCAAAGAUUGCGCCACACGAGGAAAAGGGACAAAGAGAAACUCCAAACGUUGCCACGGAAAGAAGCGGCGCUUGUAAGAAAGCGGCGGCCGGAGCCCAGUCGGUCCCGGUAGUCCAAAGACGGCAUCAAGGGCUUGUUGAGGAUUCUUCCGAAAGGCACCCUUCAGCCAAAGCCUGCACCCCGACCGCCGGUUCCGUCAUUCCCCGCUGGCAGAAUCCGCCCUAUGUCAAAAGUCAGACGGACAGCGCUGACGCCCGACAGCCGGACUCCAGACAAACGAUUGGCCGAGGCAGCGGCUCAUCGCCGCACGCUUCACCUUCCAAGUUCAAAAACCUUCCUUUGUCUCAGUCGGGCCAGGCCGCAGGCAGGCAACCUCAAUCCAAGUUCACUUGGGUUAGGAGUCAGACUUGCCAAACCGGACCGAGGAGCUCCGUGGAUUCUCAAGCAAACCAAGACGUGAAAGUCGACUCGCCGCUCGGUGCCAAAGCUUCGGCUUUGAGCGCCAUCUCGCCCCCGGUCGGCAAGAGAACCCCCGGCAAAAAGUCACGCAAAGCGAGUCCGGUCAUCGCAGGCCCCAGGACAUCCAAGUACAAAUGGGUUUCCUCCUCCGCUCGGGUCCAGGCCAAGAAUUUGAGAAAGUCGUCGUCGCCCAAAGCUCUGAGCGGCGAGCAGAGAGCUGCGGAAAAGGGAGAAGCUCUGAAGAAACUCCAACCGGGCUCCUUCACCUCAACAAAGGUCAAACGGGGAUUCGCAACGUCUUCGGCAAGUUCCUCAUCCAGUCGCUACCACUGGAAGGCCGGUGCCCCCGGGUCGCCCCUAGCGGGGGCCAGACGGGAAGCGGCGGCCCUCCGGAGGUCUUCCUUUGUUUGGGCGUCGGAAAAAAACAACCGAGGAGCCAAAAAGGGGCUGGCUUACUCCGGCCUACCACAGGGAUACUGCGUCCAGUCUUCGCCCAGCUCCUUCAAGCUUCGCAGCAGGAUGAAAAUCAUCAGGAGGUCGGCCACCGGUCCAAAUGGAAACGGGUCACCGAAGGGAGGCCUCUUAUUGGCCGCGAAGCACUCCACGCGGGGCCACGUGCACAACCUGGCGAGGAGGACGCCCGCCAGGGAACUCGUGUCCUUUGGGAGGCACAAGUUGAGGCGACUCUCGCCGACUUCAUCGAGAACAAGUGCGGCCUUUUCCUUCCAUCGCCCUCCUGCCUCGCCGAGGAUUUUCCGAUGGCAAGACAAGCCGACGGGCCAUGCGUGCCCCCCCGCCGCGUACGCUCUUCCCUGCCGCCACGCCCUCUCCUGGAGAGCCAAGAAAAUCCAGUCAGCGAGAAGUUUCCUCCAGAGUCGCCAGAGAUCGUCUCUCCACCGCUACCCGCCGCCCGCCGGCCACCGGGAAGUGUCGGCCAUGUGUUGGAUCCGGGGGCAUCUCUACCAAGUCUCGGCCAAUCGCUUGUCCCGAAGCGUCUGCCGCCACGCCUCCGUCAACCGAACAGGAAGAAGCUUUUCCCAAGUCUCUUCUUUUGCCGGCAAUCACCCCUCCAGCCCUCGUCAUUUUGCCAGCCGCGCGGUGCAGCGCAGCCUGGCCAUCAUCCGGCAAGCUCGCCAGAGGAAGCAGAGGCAGUACUGCAUGUACUACAACCGCUUUGGCAAGUGCAAUCGCGGCGGCGGGUGCCCCUACAUUCACGACCCGGACAAAGUUGCCGUUUGCACCAGAUUUCUUCGCGGGACAUGCAAACAAGCGGACGGCGCUUGUCCCUUUUCCCAUCGGGUCGCCAAGGAGAAGAUGCCGGUUUGCUCCUACUUCCUGAAGGGAAUCUGCAACAACGCCGACUGUCCUUACAGUCACGUCUACGUUUCCCGUAAAGCCAAAGUUUGUGAAGACUUUGUCAAAGGCUACUGCCCCGAAGGAGAAAAGUGUAAGAAGAAACACACUCUGGUGUGCGCGGACUUCUCCAAGACGGGUUCCUGCCCUCGCGGAGCUCGCUGCAAGUUGCAGCACCGCCAGCGCGCCAAACGCAGCGUCAGCGCCCCCGACCCUCAACCCCCCGAAAGGCCCCGCCCGUCGGCGCUCCUGGCGCGAGGCUCUCGGGAUGCGCCGGAUGCACCCGCCGCAAGCUCCCUGGCGCUGCCGUCCUUCAUUUCCCUCUCCAGCUCUCCGGAAGAGGCGGACGCGCCGGAACCGCGGCUUGUCAACAAGGCGCCCAGCAAAGAGAAAAAACUGCAGAUAAAGCCUCGCCUAGAAGAACCGCAAAGACGAGCGGCGCCGGGCGAGAAAAAGACCUCAUCGCUCUAGCGUUAUUUUGACAAAUUAUGACGAACCAGGCGCAUUCGCGGAGUCUCUCUUGGACAUGUUUGACCGACUUUGAGCCCUUCGGCUUGUGGACAUUUUCAAGACGCGUGCGGAUUAAAAGGUGGCAUUUUGCGAGGUCUUUUUGACGUAUGUUGUUCAUGGUCCGCCGGACUUGGAUGAUGCCGACGUGGGAGCUUUUCCAUCCGGAAGGUGGACAACGGCACUUCCUUUCCCGCAUUGAGAUGAGAAUCGUGAGCAAGCGUCAAGCCACUCGGUUGUCUUGUCGUCGCCGUCAAAUGUCUGCAUUCCAGGAAGUUGAAUUCAACAUUUUCUGUUUCUACCGGAAGGGGGAGAAAAAAGCCUUGCUCAUUGGCAAUGUCUUGUAUUGAGCUGUGUUCUCGUGUCUCCGUUAUGCUUUUAUCGUAUUGAUUUUAAUUGUUUUGGCAUGCUGGAUUUGGAGACGUGUCCAAAUGAUUUGACUGGUGUGAAUUUUGUCUUGUAAAUAAAUGUUCCUUGCGAUUUUAACAA